This is a messenger RNA of Bemisia tabaci, 3502 nucleotides long. RefSeq names its product polyphosphoinositide phosphatase FIG4 (gene FIG4). The record is from RefSeq and is a predicted model, not a curated record. Gene Ontology annotation, biological process: phosphatidylinositol dephosphorylation. Gene Ontology annotation, molecular function: phosphatidylinositol-3,5-bisphosphate 5-phosphatase activity. Gene Ontology annotation, cellular component: intracellular membrane-bounded organelle. NCBI's taxonomy places the organism in Eukaryota, Metazoa, Arthropoda, Insecta, Hemiptera, Aleyrodidae.
UUUUAUAAUUCGAACUCCUGCAUAAGUUUUAAAAGCCUCUUUACAUCCUCAUGGAGUUUUAUGUCAGUAAUCUACAUCUAAUGCACUUUUGAAUUGUCAAGUCUUUUUUUCUCCUCGCACAUUUUCUCCAGUUGUGAAACAGGUGCAGAAGACAUGACGUUUCUACCACUCAUAAGUGAAAUUCAGAAAAUUGCUCUUUACGAAACCAAGAAUGAUUUUUAUCUUGUUGGAUCAAACAACACUCAAACUAACUUCCGGGUGUUGAAACUUAGCCGAACUGUUGGCCAAGAAUUGAGCGUCAUCGAUGAUGGGAUCAUCUAUUCUGAGGCGGAGGUUCGGUGGCUUGUCAGUGGUUCGGAAGGAGGUCAUCGCUCCAGGUCCUCCAGCAGUAAUGCCACUAAAGUACUGUCAGCUUUUGGGAUUGUAGGUUUCGUCAGAUUUUUAGAAGGUUAUUACUUGAUAUUGAUUACUAAAAGGCGUUACGCAGCUGUAAUCAGGCAUCAUAUCAUUUACAAAGUGGAAGAUACUGCCAUGGUUUACAUUCCAAAUGAGGCUGUCAGCCGUGCAAAUAAUCCAGAUGAGCUCCGUUAUCUGAAAAUGUUCCAAAGUAUCGACUUAUCCAGCAACUUCUAUUUCAGUUACAGUUAUGACAUCACUCACACAUUGCAGAUUAACAUGGCUGUGCCAAGGAAUAUUCCUAGAGCAUCAACAUCACUCAAAUCAAAUAGUAAACAAAGUGAUUCCAGAGAACAACAGGACUUUAUAGAUCAACAUCCUAAAGAAAAUCUGAAUCUAUCCAAGGAGGAGGAAGUUGUGUACGGAGUACGGAAUGAACCUAAUCGCAGAUUUGUAUGGAACUCAUACCUUUUGUCUCAGACGGAGAGUAAACUCAAUCCAAAUUGGGUCCUGUACAUAAUGCAUGGGUUUAUAAGCCAAUCAAAUAUUUGCAUUUAUGGCCGUUCCAUUUACGUUACUGUCAUCGCACGUAGGUCAAAUAAGUAUGCUGGAACAAGGUUUUUAAAACGAGGAGCUAAUUUUGAAGGUGACGUAGCAAAUGAAGUAGAGACUGAGCAAAUAGUUCAUGAUGUUGGUGGAACUUCACAAAACAAAGUUCGAAUAACGUCUUUUGUGCAAAUGAGAGGGUCCAUUCCUGCCCAUUGGAGUCAGGACAUCAGUAAAAUGGUUCCGAAGCCUACCAUUUACUUCGAUCUUGGUGACCCAUACUUCGAGACGGCCGGUGCUCAUUUCAACGAUUUGCUGAAAAGAUACGGCUCUCCAACCAUAAUCCUGAACUUAGUGAAAACAAAGGAGAAAAAGAAACACGAAUCACAGUUAAGUGAGGUUAUCAAUGGAGCCGUAAAAUAUUUGAAUCUAAUGUUGCCGCCAGAGCAUCGAAUUCAGUAUGUCACUUUUGAUAUGGCUCGAAUGAAUAAAGGGAAGGAAGCAAACGUGAUGGGUCGACUAGCUGACAUUGCCCACGAGCUCAUCCGGAAAACAGGGAUAUAUUGUAGUGAUCUUCCAUACGCAAAUCAGAAGAUGUCAACCGUUUUAGGUUUUGAGUCUUUUGCUCUGAAUGGGAAGUGUCUUCUCCAGACAGGCAUUAUUAGGGUGAAUUGCGUUGAUUGCCUUGACAGAACCAACACAGCCCAGUUUGCUCUUGGUAAAUGUGCUCUUGGAUAUCAGCUCUGUGCUCUUGGAGUCUUGUCAAAACCAGUGUUAGAUUUUGACAGUGACUGCGUUCGUCUAUUGGAGGCCUUGUAUGAAGACCACGGUGACACUUUGGCGCUCCAGUAUGGUGGUUCACAGUUGGUUCAUCGGAUCAAAACUUACCGCAAGACUGCUCCAUGGACCUCGCAAGGAAACGACAUCAUGCAAACGCUAAGUAGAUACUACAGCAACACGUUUUCAGAUGCUGAGAAGCAGCAUGCCAUGAAUUUGUUUUUGGGUUUGUUUGUUCCGCAACCUGGGACUCCUCCAAUUUGGGAAAACGCAACCGACUAUUAUCUCCAUCACCCGGAGGCCGUCGGAAAUUUCAAGAGAAAAAAGUCUCCAUUGACACAGUGGUGGGAUGCUGAAGUCCUAGAGAGCUUACCACUGGCCCUGAAUCAGACUAAAAAACAAUGUGUUGACAUUGUGCCUGGUGUAAAAAAAGACUUGGAGACUAUCGAUGGCUACAAGCAGUUUUACCGAUCGUCAGAAUUUACUGAACUAAAUGAAACUUUUGCGUUCAUGAUUAGCCAUUCAGUCAGGGAUUUUAUGCCACAUUGCGUGACAGACUACAGCCCAUUUAGAGUCAGGAUCAGGCCUGGACGCAUGCGAGAAGAGACAGCCAGCAGAGCUAACACAAAUAUGAAGAACCCCUCAUUGACGGGGCAUUGUUCAACCGGAUCGACUGCGUCCAGCUCCAGUGGCAGUGAGGAAAGUGAUAAUGAAGAUGUAAUCACACGGAACAGUGACUCACAAUGUUCGAUGUCAAAGGAAAACUUGAUCACUUUUGAGAGCUUAUUCCCAACUAUGAAACAAGUCUAUGGAAUUGACUGCACUGAACCAAACAAAGCUGACAAGCUGAUGUAUAAAAGGUUUGUCUCAGUCGGGAGAAUAGCAACCAAGAAACGAUCAAGUGAGUUGGAUCGUUUAAGCCAGCUUUUAACCCUCAGUCAGCAAAACCAAACAUCGUUUAACUCAGAUGACAUUUACCAUGUGACGCCCCCAGAAGUCUCAGCAGAGUCUAUCCACAUUUAUGAAAAUUAUGUGAAUCGCUCGAUCUAUGGUGCAGCAGAUCCAGAUCAACGAACUUUGAAUAAGUACGAGGAAUAUGCCAAGUGUCAACUGGGAUUGUUUUCUGUUGCAAGCUAUGUUCAAUGAUAUAGAAUCUUCUGAAAUUGUGGUGUAUCCUUAAAAAACCCAGUUCAGGAGAAAGAAACUAAACCCUAUCAAACAGAGAAAAGAACUGAGAAACAGAAGUUUAAAGUUUCAUCCCUACACGAAUCUCAGUUGCAGAUAAUGUUUAAAUCAUCUCUCUACAUUCGAGGACUUUUCUCUGGACCUCCCGAAUUCUUGAUCGGAGAAAAUGUCAGCUCUCAACUACUCCCAACUCAUUCUUCCCAAAAUUUCUCAGGUACCUUUUGGCUAAACUCUGCUGUAUUAAGUUGAGCGAAAAUGUCUAUUCUGGUACCAAGGAGCUAUAAAAAUUUGGAGAAGAAAGACUUGUGCACUGAAAUUCAUUAUUAAUUGAACAACUGAUUUAGCAGAUAUCAUGUUACUUCUCUUGACUUUGAAGUCGCUCAGCAAAAACGAUCUAUCACCAUCAAUUAUCUGAAAUAAGGCCGUGAAGAUCGAGUAAAUUUCAAGAUAUAUUUGUGCUAAGUUUUUCUUGGCUCUUUUCUUUGAAGAAAAUUGUUUGAAUCUUUGUUAUAACUGUCCUUGUUUUUCCAGUGAUAAGUGUUAAUUUUUAUAACUCUGGCUGUGAUAUGAUGUAAUAAAAUUUGUAUUUUUCCACUUU